Molecule: messenger RNA, 1157 nt
Organism: Thecamonas trahens ATCC 50062
Lineage: Eukaryota; Apusomonadida; Apusomonadidae
Product: 3-demethylubiquinone-9 3-O-methyltransferase
Exons: 1
Coding region: 30-845 (271 amino acids)
Biological process (GO): ubiquinone biosynthetic process
Molecular function (GO): 2-methoxy-6-polyprenyl-1,4-benzoquinol methyltransferase activity
Source: RefSeq, a predicted model, not a curated record
CACCAACUCACACACCCACCUACUUUGCCAUGCUCGCCUCCAUACAACGCGUUGCAUGGAACCAGGCCCGUCGGUGGGCGUCGACCAUCAACCCGGCAGAACAGGCCAAGUUUGCGGCCCUGGCGCCGUCGUGGUGGUCGGCCGACUCGCCGGCGGCGGCGCUCCACGCGCUCAACCCGGCCCGGGUCAAGUUCAUCGCCCUCGCCUAUGCUUCUGCCCAGGCCAACGCCGGCCUUGCUCCAAAUCAUGCCAGUGCCCGUGUGCUUGACGUCGGAUGCGGUGGUGGUGUUCUGGCCGAGCCGCUUGCCCGACUCGGCUUUGGCUCCGUCAAGGGCAUCGACAUCUCGCAGGCCAACGUCGACGCCGCUCGAGCUCAUGCCAGCUCCACCAUGGCUGUCGGCUCGGGCAUCGGGUCGCUCGAGUACGAGGCCAUUGCCGCCGAGGAUCAUGUUGCCAAGUACCCUGAUCAGCUCUUUGAUGUCGUCGUCGCCUCGGAAGUCAUCGAGCACGUGGCCGACGUCCCGCUAUUCGUCUCCUCGCUCGCCUCGCUUGUCGCACCCUCCGGCACGCUCGUCAUCUCCACCCUCAAUCGCACCGCGCUCUCCUACGCUACCGCGAUUGUCGGCGCCGAGCGCGUCUGCCGCAUCCUCCCAGAGGGCACCCAUGACUGGAACGCGUUCCUCACUCCCGACGAGCUCGAGGCUCACUUUGACGCCGCUGGCCUCGACCUUGGCCUCAUCGCCGGCAUGAUUCCUGAUCCGAUUGAGCGGGCCUUCACCCUCCACCCAGACCAUCUCUCUAUCAACUACAUUGCCGCCGCCACGCCCCGCCCCGCACAAUUGUGAUGCUCAUCCAAGCCAUGCGUCGAUCAUCUGGCGAAUCGACCCGCUUUGCCAGCCAGUCUGCCCGCCGAUCCGGCGGCACCCGCCGCACUGUCGCGGUUCCCGCCGUGGCUAACCAAUAUUCAAGCCGGAUUCACUCUGCUGCAUCCCCCCCCCACCCCCACCCUCAUCACUGCCAACUCUGGUCCCCCCCCCAUCUCAAGUUGCGUCGCCUGCAAGGACCAAACGCCACAAAUUGAUACUGUUGUCAGCUGCCGCUCUUCCGCCGCACCGGCCGCGACUGCACUGCGGCACCGAUCAAACGACCGCGACAGG